GCUUAGUUUCCAUUAAAACCGACAGCUGUCUACGUUAUAAUCUUGUGCUCGUCAACACCGGAAACUUUCUCUGUCGCCCUUGUUCUCUCCCCCAUUUUUGCUGGAUUGCGCAGGGACUGACCGGCGUACUCUCCUCAGAACUGGAAACAGAGAAGCGGGGCAUCUUAGCGCAACGUCAUAUAGUGGAUUUAUUUUCCUUAAUAACAUCCGUAUCUCGAUCUUCAAUGGCGAAUCUUUGAUCGAUUUCCGAUCUGAUAUAAGUGUGUAUAUACGCGUUUUUUAGGGUUUUUUCUUCGACUUCAUUUUGAUUCUUCGAUGGCUGCUCCACCAGCAAGGGCACGAGCAGAUUAUGAUUACCUUAUUAAGCUCCUUCUGAUCGGUGAUAGCGGUGUGGGUAAAAGUUGCCUUCUUUUGCGUUUUUCUGAUGGUUCUUUCACCACUAGUUUCAUCACUACAAUUGGUAUUGAUUUCAAGAUAAGAACCGUUGAACUCGAUGGCAAACGGAUCAAACUCCAAAUUUGGGACACAGCUGGUCAAGAACGAUUCCGAACCAUCACAACAGCUUACUACAGGGGUGCUAUGGGAAUUUUAUUGGUGUAUGAUGUUACUGACGAAUCAUCUUUCAACAACAUAAGAAACUGGAUUCGCAACAUUGAACAACAUGCUUCAGACAAUGUUAACAAGAUUCUUGUUGGGAAUAAAGCUGAUAUGGAUGAAAGCAAAAGGGCUGUUCCGACUGCAAAGGGUCAAGCUCUUGCGGAUGAAUAUGGCAUUAAGUUUUUUGAAACUAGUGCAAAAACGAACCUAAAUGUGGAGCAAGUUUUCUUUUCAAUAGCGAAGGAUAUCAAGCAAAGGCUUUCAGAUACUGAUUCCAAGGCGGAGCCAUCAACUAUUAAAAUUAAUCAACCAGAUGCAACAGCUGGGAAUGGUCAACUUGGACAGAAAUCAGCUUGCUGUGGCUCUUAAAAAAUAUGAUGGUGGAGUGCUUUGCUUGCUAUUCUUCAAUUGGAAGAUUGUGUUGUGGUAGUGUGUGAAAGGUAGUAGCGUCUUUUUAUUUUGAAAAAUCAUUUUUCUUUCCUUAUAUAAUUUGAUUUUGUUUUGACAUGGCGAUGUGGUAGACGAUGUUUGUGUUUUUUUUUUCCCUGGCCUAAUGUGUUAUAGCACUAACAAUGAUGUCAUGAAACGAUUGUAACUAUACUUAUUGUGUGGGGGCCUUCCUGUUUCCAUAUUUUUUUUGAACAA
Lactuca sativa (garden lettuce) is the source of this 1242-nucleotide messenger RNA. Its product is annotated as ras-related protein RABE1c. Gene Ontology annotation, molecular function: GTP binding; GTPase activity. NCBI's taxonomy places the organism in Eukaryota, Viridiplantae, Streptophyta, Magnoliopsida, Asterales, Asteraceae. The record is from RefSeq and is a predicted model, not a curated record.